Xenopus tropicalis (tropical clawed frog) is the source of this 954-nucleotide messenger RNA. Its product is annotated as vomeronasal type-2 receptor 26. The transcript is spliced from 3 exons. Gene Ontology annotation, molecular function: G protein-coupled receptor activity. Gene Ontology annotation, cellular component: plasma membrane; membrane. The annotation marks the transcript as partial. The record is from RefSeq and is a predicted model, not a curated record. Gene Ontology annotation, biological process: G protein-coupled receptor signaling pathway. Lineage: Eukaryota; Metazoa; Chordata; Amphibia; Anura; Pipidae.
AUGCAGCUUAAGACACUAAGUGCCGAUGCCGCAAGGCCAAGGGGUUAUGUCUCCGGGCACCUCCGGCUAAGAUCUACACUUGAUCAUAGCCAAAAGGCCGAGAAGCGCGAGUUUUCUGAGGUAGAAGAGUUUUCUGAAGAUUCACCUGAUGAGGAAGAUUGGCAAGAUAUUUUUGACGACAAAGAAUGGGAAGAUUUGGACUCAGAUGAGGAAGAAAUACCUACGGCAUUUACCACUAGGUUUAAAGAUACAGAAAAUUGUCUUAAAUGUCAGGACACUGAGUGGCCAAAUCAGGAGAAGACCCUGUGUAUUGAGAGACAAAUUGAAUUUCUUUCCUAUGCUGGUGAUCCCCUAACUCUAAUCUUUAUUAUCUCAUCUGUAAUCCUUUUUAUAAUAGCAGCAGUUAUACUGGGAAUCUUUAUUUCAUUCCGAGACACCCCAGUAGUGAGAGCCAAUAAUCACACUCUGAGCUUUAUUCUCCUUGUCUCCAUCAAGCUGAGCUUCCUCUCUGUGUUUCUGUUCCUCGGUCGCCCUGUGGAUAUAACCUGCAUGCUCCGGCAAACCUCCUUUGGGAUCACCUUCUCCAUAGCUGUGUCUUGUGUCCUGGCCAAGACUCUCAUGGUUUCCAUUGCAUUCAAAGCCACCAAGCCUGGGAGUCCCUGGAGAAAAUGGGUUGGGGUAAAACUGGCAAAUGGGCUUGUUUUUAUUUGCUCAUUAAUUCAGUCACUAAUUAAUGUUAUCUGGUUGGUCAUUGCACCCCCUUAUGUGGAGCAAAACUUUCAUUCUGAACCUGGAAAAAUCAUCAUUCAGUGCAAUGAGGGCUCAGCCAUUGGCUUCUAUAUUGUCCUCUCCUACAUGGGGCUGUUGGCAUCUGUGAGCUUCAUUGUAGCUUUCUUGGCUCGGAGCUUACCGGACAGUUUUAAUGAGGCCAAGUACAUCACUUUCAGCAUGCUG